Messenger RNA from Spirodela intermedia, 537 nucleotides. Lineage: Eukaryota; Viridiplantae; Streptophyta; Magnoliopsida; Alismatales; Araceae. The record is from the annotation of a GenBank genome assembly.
AUGGCCACCUCAGGCCUCCGUCUUCUCUCUCUGUUCCUCGUCAUCGCUGUUCUCGCCACCACCCCCUCAGCCCAGCCCCCCUCUCCUUCACCGCCUCCUGUAACCCCCACCUCUCCUCCUACUCCGCCUCCGCCUUCCUCUCCUCCACCGCCUCCUGUAACCCCCACCUCUCCUCCUACUCCGCCUCCGCCUUCCUCUCCUCCACCGCCUCGUGUAACCCCCACCUCUCCUCCUACUUCGCCUCCGCCUUCCUCUCCUCCACCGCCUCGUGUAACCCCCACCUCUCCUCCUACUUCGCCUCCGCCUUCCUCUCCUCCACCGCCUCGUGUAACCCCCACCUCUCCUCCUACUUCGCCUCCACCCUCCUCUCCUGCGGCGCCGCCGCCUGCGACUCCGCCGCCGCCGCCGCCGCCGCCUGCGACUCCGCCGCCGCCGCCACUCAACAACUCCCCCUCCGUCUCCACCGUCUCCUGGGCCCACGUUGCCGGAGCUGCUCUCCUCGGCGCUGUCGCCGUCGCCGUCGCCUACCCUCUCUAG